Molecule: messenger RNA, 1296 nt
Organism: Cavenderia fasciculata
Lineage: Eukaryota; Evosea; Eumycetozoa; Acytosteliales; Cavenderiaceae
Exons: 2
Coding region: 1-1296 (431 amino acids)
Source: RefSeq, a predicted model, not a curated record
AUGUCUGCUAUCAACAAAUAUAGAAUCCUAUUCAAUGGACAACCAUUUAUGAUAGUAUUAACUGGCAUUGAUCGUGCUAUUCGAGAUGAAAGAAUACUGGAAAGAGUACACCAUCGCGCCAAAGAAGCCAAAUGCACAAUUGUGACACUGUUUCCUCCAGCUGAACUGGUAGUCUUACUCGCGAGUAAAAAACUAUUGUUGGCACAUUUACUACGUGAUACCAACUUGAUGCGAGUGCAUUGUGGGUUGGAACCCCAUCCAGUCUCGUUCCUCAUAGAACAUCCUCUUGUAUUCGAAUGCUACGUCGAAUAUAUGAUGGCCUCUAUCGGAGACAACCCAGAGAAAAUCGAUCGUUUCAUCGAGGAAGAGAAGACAUUCAACACGUUCUCUCCACUGUUCUGGUUCCCAACAGUCGUUACCGAUAAAAACCUCCAUAUAUUCCUCGAAAGUGCCAAACGUGCUCGUCUCUUUCGUUAUUUCGUAAAGUAUGUGUGGUCUAUAGAUACUGAAGCUCAGGUACUCUCAAAACUCAAAAACAAGAGAGUGUAUCUCGAAAACACAAACCCCACCAAUAAUAAUAAUAAUAAUAAUAAUAAUAAUAAUAAUAAUAAUAAUAAUAAUAACGACAUCAAUAUCAAUGAUUAUCCCUAUCCAAUUGGACCCGUCACUGAGGAAAUGGCCGGAAUUCUCCAAAACAACCAAGGAACCAAGCCUUCAUGGACUCAAAGUGAGCCUGCUGGUGAUAUCAUAAGAAUGCUUGCUGAUCGUAUAAAGUUCAAUGACAUCAUCCUACCAGAUGGUUCCUCGAUUCUAGAAAACGCUAUUCAUCGCGUCGAGUAUGAGUAUCAUGACAAGACUAUUAAUAGCAACUCGGAUUGCACUGUAUUGAGAAGUGACAGAAGACUAGUGAACGACAUCCAAGUGCUUCAUAUGAUUGAGCCAUUCAGUGUCGAGAAAAAGUAUAGGUACUUGUCUCUGCCAUCAGAUGAAUGUAUCUUGCGAUCCGGACAAUUGCAAUACUUGCACAAAAAUAAGUGCAAAGCAAAGCAAGAUAACGGAAAAUUAUGUGGCAAUGGCAUUGUAGUAUAUGCACGCCACAAGAGUAAAUGCCAUUUCCACUACUCAAUUGGUGUUAGAAAAAAGAAGAAGAAAGUGGUCAAACCUACACUUGAUCCAUUGUCUGUAAGACAAUGUCAUUCUAGAUCACAACAUGACCAUGAUAGUGAUGAUGAUGAUGAUGAUGGUGAUGAUGAUGGAUAUGACGAUGGUGAUGACGAUGAUGAAGAUGACAACUAA